AUGCUGCGCUUAGAUGCCCUGAAGGUCUUAGCUACUGAGACAAGACAAACACUGCAGGUUGAGUACUGCCCAGACCCAGCCUUUCAACGUGCCUUUCUUUUACCACGCAAAAUGUCCCUCUUGGUUGAAGUCUUUUCUCUAAAUGACCUGCCUGUCUUCUAUCGAGCUGAGCCCUUAUUCAGUGUUGACGGAUACUUGCACCUAAAAGCAGGCGAGCCCAUUGUGGUUCCCUGUCCCGGCCUGUCGUUUUAUGAGCCUUCCUCUUUACCUAAACCAACUGGACUUGGCCCCGUGUCUAAAUCCGGCCUCCAAACAGCGGUUGCCACUGCCAUUAAUGGACUAGUAGCCGCGGCAGCCCGCAAGGCCGAAAAAGCCCACUUUAAAGUUGAUGAUCCAGGCUGCCCUCGUCUGUGCCUCUUCUUGCUUAAACUAGGCCGCAUUAAGGAAGCUUUUGCUUGUAUUCGUGAUAGCUACUCUGAAUCCUUUACUUUAAAACCAGUCCUGCCCUAUCUGAUCUAUGAAGCCUACUGCUCUUUGUUUCUACCUACCGAAACCGACGCCACCCCCGAGCGCUUGCUAAGACUAGCUCAAUCUUUAGGCCCAGAAACUGAUUCCGAAACCGAAGACCGAAUUCUUACUUGUCUACUAAUUGGCGUGAAACUCACCCGUCCCAAGAAAUCACCAGAGCUACUUGGUCUUUAUAGUCGCAUCCAAGUCUCACCCGAGAAGAAAGCCCUCUUCUUCUUCUUGUUCGCCCAAAAUCUCGGCCAAGAAGCCGCCCAUACUAAGUAUGCUCUUAUUGGAUUGGCCGAAACCGCCUUCUCCUGUCCCCGUUGUGUUCAUUCUCGCCAAGCCGAUGUACAAAAGGCCCUUCGCACAAUUGUCACGCAAUCUUCUACUCUAAAUCUAGCCGUUCCCAUCUGUGAGCAACCACUAACAGAGUAUCUCCACGGCCAGUCACCACUACCCACCCAUUCUAUCCUCAUUGAAUCCGAAAUCAAAGACUUCACCACCACUUCCCCACUUCCCAUUUCACACACUCAAACCAUCUACUCCGAAGGCCGUAUUUUUCUCCACAGUUCUCCAAGCAUUAUAAUCACUUCUCUACUAAUUGAAUCCCCAUUCCAACCAACCCUUUUCCUUAAAGCCAGUUCCUCAACCACAUCCACCACCAACUCCACUCUCCUUGCACCCGUCCCCGGUCCUUCCCAUCUCCCCAGUCCCACCCAUACUCUCACUACUUUCUUCCUCCCCUACUCCACUCUAAUCACAGCUAUCCAUCUCCAGCACAAAGGCCAAAAGUUCAAAGAAACCGUCAGUAUUCCCAUUGAAAUAGUUCCCCCCAUUAUUCCCAAGAAACUCUACGCCCACCGCUACUCCAUCAUCCCCACUAUCAUUUCCCCAACCUCCAAUGAAGAGUCUACCAUCCUCUCCCAAAUUAUCUCCCAUAUCACUCCUUCCCCACCAUCCCCACCCAACUCCACCCACCUUAACCGUACACAACCCAACUCCACCCAACUCAACUCCACCCCACCCAAUUCCACCCCACCCAAUCCAACCUUCCCUGAAUCCUACUCUAAACUCUCACCCAUGUCCCUGCCCGUCCGCAUUCCCUACCGCUCCUUACACACUUCACAACUCCUCUACAAAGAACUCCGCCUUCACUGGCUCCCUCUCCCCCUACUUACCCUCACUGAGCAACCAGAUACACUCCAAAUCACCGCCCAUAACUACGAUCUCCUCAUCACUUACAAUCUCCCAACCAAUACUAAACCAAUCCAAGAACACCUUAUAGCCCGACACUCCUUUAUUCUAAAAAGACCUCCCUCAGGCCGCAUUAACUGGUCUCUCCUCACUAGAAACAAGUCCGGUUUCAUUCUCCUCUAA
This is a messenger RNA of Nematocida homosporus, 1887 nucleotides long. RefSeq lists its product as uncharacterized. NCBI's taxonomy places the organism in Eukaryota, Fungi, Microsporidia. The transcript has a single exon. The record is from RefSeq and is a predicted model, not a curated record. Bases 1 to 1887 code for a protein of 628 amino acids.